Messenger RNA from Plasmodium fragile, 5667 nucleotides. Its product is annotated as DNA-directed RNA polymerase III subunit RPC1. NCBI's taxonomy places the organism in Eukaryota, Apicomplexa, Aconoidasida, Haemosporida, Plasmodiidae. Gene Ontology annotation, biological process: DNA-templated transcription. Gene Ontology annotation, molecular function: DNA binding; DNA-directed RNA polymerase activity. The coding region runs from base 1 to 5667 and encodes 1888 amino acids. The transcript has 5 exons. The record is from RefSeq and is a predicted model, not a curated record.
AUGAGGGGGAAGGCGGUGGACGUGCAGCAGUUGCAGGGGAGGGAGGUGGACGUGCAGCAGUUGCGGGGGAGGGAGGUGGACGUGCAGCAGUUGCGGGGGAGGGAGGUGGACGUGCAGCAGUUGCGGGGGAGGGACAUGGGCGUGGAUAAUUUUCGUGUAAAGGCGGUGGACGUGGAGGAGCUGCGAAGGCUGAUUCAGCGGAGCAGCCUGCGGAAGGGAUUCGUGCAAGACGUGAAGAGCAACUGGGAAAUCAAAAGUCUGAAAUUUGGGAUUAUGAAUAAGGAAGAAAUAAUAAAAUGUUCCGAGGUGAAAAUUUUAAACAGAGAAAUGUACAAAAACAACACAAGCAUACCCUACCCUUAUGGAGUCCUGGACCUUAAAUUAGGAGCUCACAAAAGUAACUCCUUAUGUGAAACAUGUAAUCGAAAUUUUAUGAACUGUUCAGGUCAUUUUGGAUAUAUUGAAUUAAACUACCCACUGUUCCAUGUGGGAUAUUACAAAUAUAUAAUAUACAUAUUGUACUGCAUUUGUAAAGUUUGUUCACACAUUUUGUUGAGCAAUGAGAAGCUUGAAUUUUAUACGAAUUUAAAAAGACGUACGGUGGAGGAUAAAUUUUUUAAAAAGCAUAUUUUUAAAAAAAUUCUGAACAGUUGCAAAAAGGUGACCAAAUGUUACCGUUGUGGAUAUCCUCAAGGAGUAAUUAAAAAAAUUAUAAAACCCAGUUUAGAUCAAUUUAUGAAAUUAAAACAUGUGAUUAAGACCAAGGAAAAUGGAAGGAUGGUAAUAAAAGAGGAUGAUUUGAAUAGUCUUUACGUUUUAAAUUUGUUCAAAAAUAUGAAUCCUUAUCAUAUUAAACUUUUAAAUGUAGAAAAUCCUGAAAAAUUGCUGAUAACAGCCUUGCUGGUACCACCAAACACAAUUAGACCUUCCGUUAUAAUUGAUGAACAUGGAACAGCAGAAGAUGAUUUGACUUGUAUUCUGUCGGAAAUCACACAACUCAAUAACACCAUAAAUAACCAAUGUACUAAUGGCUACCAAACAAAUCAGUUCCUUGGUAAUGUUGAAUUUUUGCAACUUCAAAUUACGAGAUUCAUUAAUAGUGAUUCCCCUGCCGUGUCUCAAUUGUUGGCGACUCAAAAUAUUUCCAAACCUGGUAGGGGAAUUUGUCAGAGGCUUAAGGGGAAGGAAGGUCGAUUCAGAUGUAACUUAUCUGGUAAAAGGGUAGACUUCUCGAGCAGAACAGUUAUAUCCCCCGAUCCUAAUAUUUCCAUUGAUGAGGUGGUCGUGCCAGAAAUUAUUGCGAUGAGACUCACUUACCCCGAGAAGGUCAAUCGGUACAACAUGGAUAGAUUGAAGAGACUUAUAAAAAACGGGACGAACAUUUGGCCGGGGGCAAAUUAUGUCAUUAAGAAAGGGUGUAACAAGGGCAAUUCGUUACAAAUUGGUGGUGGAAUGUCAUCACAAGGGGAUUAUUCCCUUAUCGAUGUGGUGAAACGGUAUGUCGGGCAAGGGGGGGAGGAAGAAGGCAUUAGCAGCGCUCAGCCCACUUCCACCAUGCAACAUGUAGACUCUCGUAGAGGGAACUCUUUCAUUAACAAAAUAAGUUUAAAGUAUGCGAAUAAAAAAUUCAUCAUGGACAAUUUGCAAGUGGGGGAUAUUGUAGAGAGGCACCUAGUGGAUGGAGACAUUGUUUUAUUUAACAGACAGCCUUCCUUACACCGAAUGUCCAUCAUGUGUCACAAAGCCAGAGUAAUGAAAUACAAAACUUUUCGCUUCAACGAAUGUGUGUGCUCUCCUUACAAUGCUGAUUUUGACGGAGACGAAAUGAAUUUACAUGUCCCACAAACGGAAGAAGCAAGAGCAGAAGCUUUAUACCUUAUGAAUGUAAAACAUAAUUUGAUAACGCCAAAGAAUGGAGAGGUGAUGAUUGCUUUAACGCAGGACUUCCUUUCCGCCUCCUACGUCAUCACAAAUAAAGAUACCUUCCUGGAUCGAGACUCCUUUUGUUUACUUUGCUCCUAUUUUUCAGAUGCAAAGGUAGAUAUAGAAUUGCCUGUGCCAGCGAUUCUGAAACCGAAGGAACUGUGGACCGGAAAGCAAUUAAUAAGUGUCCUCAUAAAGCCAAACAGAAAGGAAAACACAAUUAUUAAUUUUGAAAUGAAAGAAAGAGAAUACUCAACAAAGAAUGGAGAUUUAAAAUAUAUGUGUUUGAAUGAUUCUUAUGUUUGUUUUUAUAAGUCAGAAUUGAUUUGUGGCUCGUUAGGAAAGAAAGUUUUAGGGUCUUCCAAGUAUGGCCUAUUCUACUACCUCAUCCAUCACAACUCUUCCUAUAUUGCGCUAAAAGUUAUGAACCGUUUUUCAAAACUGACCAGCAGAUAUUUCUCCAACAAAGGAAUGACCAUAGGCAUUGAUGAUGUAACUCCAUCUGAGACGCUCAUUCAGAAGAAAAAGGAUUUGCUCCAAGAAGGUUAUGAAAAAGUUAAUAAAGAAAUCGCUCUUUAUAAUGAAAAAAAAAUGCAAAUACAACCAGGAUGUACUUUAGAAGAAACGCUAGAAAUAAAAGUAAAAAAUACGUUAGAUGAUUUGAGGAACGAUGCAGGGAAGACUUGUAAUAAAUAUUUACAUCAUUUGAACAAACCUCUUAUCAUGUUUAACUCUGGAGCCAAGGGAGCUCUUAUCAACAUUGCUCAAAUGAUUGCCUGUGUGGGGCAACAGAACGUUACGGGUCAGAGGAUCAAAAAUGGAUUCAUUAAUAGGACUCUCCCUCAUUUUAAUUUUCACUGCAAGGACUCUGAAAGUAGAGGCUUCGUGCAAAACUCGUUCUACACGGGUCUGAACCCAACGGAGUUUUUCUUUCAUACCAUGUCCGGAAGAGAAGGACUUGUGGACACAGCUGUGAAGACUGCUGAAACGGGGUAUAUGCAAAGGAGACUCAUGAAAGCUCUGGAAGAUUUAUCAAUUCACUACGAUUACUCUGUUCGUUCUUGUGAUAAACAAAUUGUACAAUUUAUUUACGGGGAUGAUGCACUGAACCCAUCUUAUGUCGACAACAAUAAUUCUUAUGCUCAUCAGUUUGAAAAAAUAUUUGACCACAUCACUUCCAUUUCGUCGAGCAAUAUUCUCUUGUCCUAUGGCAAGCUCUCCCCUCCUUUGUCCAGCAUUGCAGUACCCCCUGCCCCGUUUUCACCCUCCCCCAUUUCGUCCAUCGUCAACAGGGUCGUCUCUCAAAUGAGUGCCCCGGAUGCGGCGCCCUUCAUCCCCCUGUCCCAUGACCAGCAAUUUGUCAACAUGGUCAUGGAAACGCCGCAGCGACAUGCUAACCGAAGUCAAGCAGCGGAGGAGCAGCAGCAGGAGGAGGACGACGAGGCGACGGCGCAAAACAACUGCGUCCUGCCGCCACGCCAACAUGAGUCCAUUUCACGGUUCGUAAAUGAUUACCGUAACGUGGUGGAGAUAAAAAAACUCAUGGAGAAGAAUCAGGUCUGCCUGAGCGAGUCGGAAAAGAAACUCGUACGAAGCAUGUACAGCCAGAUGAGCAAAAAUGUGGUCAAGAAGAUUGAAAUUGUUAACACAGUGUAUAGAUCUGAGAGGGAAAAGUGUCGCAGGAGUAAGGGGCAAUGUCAGGUGGCGACCAACGUGAGAGAUGUUGUUGGUGGAGACUCCACUACUGCAGAUGUGCAAACUUGUCUCCCCAACAGGAGGAAGAAAAGAUAUGCACAAUCGCAUAGCGGGACGAAUGGAAGCCGCGACAAGGACGAAAGUGCCAAGCUAUAUGAAAGCAAAUUGUACAGGCAAAUGAUAAAAAACAUAAUCGCAUUUGUAAGUGUAUUUGAGUACAUUGAAAAGAAGAAGCAACAUUACAUUCUACUCCCAUAUGAAGUUGUGCAGUGGACAAACUUUCUUAUGAACUACCUACCAGAGCUCAUGCCAACUAACAUAUAUGUUCAUACAAAAUUGUCUCAACGAGAAAGUCCCACUCACCAGGAAAGGACCAAGACAAUGAAUAUCUACAUGAAGGAAAUUAAAAAGUGGUUACUUGUGAAGGCGAUUAAUGUAUAUAAAUUUUUUAAAUAUAAGAAAGGGGUUGACUUGAUGAAACGAAGUGAUUACUUCAACUUUGUUUGUACAGAAACGUAUGAACCAUCUUUUCGCUACCUGUUUUACGAUUACCCAUUUAUUAACUUGAAGCAAUUGUAUUUGUUCAUUUUUUUUAAUGUCUCCAAGUACUUUAAGUACAUUUCUGCUCCGGGGGACGCCGUGGGGUCCAUUUCGGCCCAGUCCAUUGGGGAGCCCGGCACGCAGAUGACCCUCAAGACGUUUCACUUUGCAGGAGUGGCCAGCAUGAACGUGACCCUGGGUGUGCCGCGAAUAAAAGAAAUUAUAAACGCGUCGAGCAAUAUACAGACCCCUAUACUGAAUAUUCCCCUGCAGGUGAAGGACAACUACAACUUUGCCCUAAUGAUGAAAUCAAAAUUGGAAAAAACCACCAUCAGGGAUAUCUGUCUGUACAUAAAGGAAGAUUACACCUCUCGGGGGAUCUUCUUAUCAGUAAAGUUCAACGAGGAGCUCAUUCAUAACCUAUUCUUAAACAUAAAUGCCUACACCAUUAAGGAUAUAAUAAUGAGGCAAAGUCACAUUAACAGGAUAAAAAUUAAUAAGAUUGUUGUGGAGGUGGUGAAUGCGUACAAGCUACACUUGUCGUUGAAGAACGACGAGUUUUUGUUUUUUCAAAUCGAGUCUCUGAAGAAGGGGCUGCUGGAUCUCCUGAUUCAUGGCGACAAGGAUAUAAAGCGCUGUAUCAUUAAGAAGGAGGAGGUGGAGGUCGACGUGUCGGAUGGGCACAUAUCAGACGAGGAGGUCGACGUGUCGAGUGAAGAAGUUGACGUAACGGGUGAACCCCAGCAGGGAAGACCCAACGACAAGCAACCCCCUACCGUCCAUGGCGACGACGCUGACCAAACCAAAGGAGAAGAAGAAGCCACCCCGCAGGAAUGCCCUGAAAAGAAAAGCACCAAUGAGGCGAAACUCAGAAACAUUAUGGAAGCCUUUAAAACACAAAUAAAAGAAGAAAUGUUAAAAAAGGACAACCCAGAAGGGGAAGAAGAAUCGAUUAUCAAUUUAGACACGAUCAAUGUGGACACAUUAAAUUUAGAAGAAUUGGAAAUAAAUAAAAUACGGCAUGAGCAAAUUGAUUUUUACGAUGAUGAUGGAGUAGACUUUAAGCAUAUCAUUUCGAAUCACGUGAUUAAUGUUUUUCAAGUGUUGGGUAUUGAAGCUGCAAGAGUGACCAUCAUCAAUGAAAUAAAAAAGUGCGUCGAGGCGUAUAGCAUAGAUAUUGAUAUCAGGCACAUCAUGCUGCUGGCGGACAUCAUGGCCUUCACGGGAGAUAUCCUUGGGAUAAACCGCUUCGGCAUUCAGAAGGCCAGACACAGCACGCUCAUGCUUGCGUCCUUCGAAGAGACCAACGAACACCUUUUCGUUUCCUCCUUCUUUAAAAAUAAAGACGAAAUAAACAACAUCAGCGAGAGCAUCAUUGUGGGGAAGAAUAUACCCAUCGGCACGGGUGCCUUCCAGCUCCUCUACGAUUACAAAUUCAACCGAGAGGAAAGGAAGCUCACCCUUCUGGAAAGGGCGCAGCGGGAAAUGGAGCACCAGGAAAUGGCAUGA